UAACAUUUUUAUCCCCAUCAGAAAAUUAUCAACGAAAAUCAUUUUUCAUCUCUAUGCCUUUCCUCUUAUUUUCAGUUUAGCCUGCCAUAAAAUAUUCUCACACGCUUCCGAAACUACUCCCAAAUGGCUGGAAAAGUGGGUCCGCGGGUGGAAAUCAGCUCGGUGAUGCCGUGCCUUGUCAACUGGUUUGAAAAAUAGAUUUUUACGGGCUUAGUUGCGCAUCGUCAGCCACGCUCUGACUACGGAGGCGGCGAGGCAAGGAACGACAAGGAACGGCAUGGGCCACUACAGGAUCUAUGGCAUCUAUAGGAACAACAGCACCAGCACGAGCCACCAGCAGCAUAUUCUUCAUGGCAUCCCAUGGCCACCGGCAUCCGCAAUUUCCCCGCACUCCGCAUGCCAAAUCCCGCGGGGCGUUCGCUUUUGUGUCUCACUCGCGUCAUUUAAAAGACAUUUGCCUGUCAUUUUAUGCCGUGUUUGGCACAGUUUUCGCCCCCACCUCUUACAAUGCACUGCGGGAUAAUGUUAUUCACAUAAACAGAUUGGGCUUGAAGAAAUUAAUUGUCAACAUGUUUAGUAAGUGCAGAGCCAUUGUUGUGGAAUGUGCAGUUCUUAUUGAAAUGUAAAUCAACCAGCAGCGUUGUUAAUUUUAAAAGCGUUA
Drosophila mauritiana is the source of this 661-nucleotide messenger RNA. RefSeq lists its product as uncharacterized. Bases 297 to 626 code for a protein of 109 amino acids. Lineage: Eukaryota; Metazoa; Arthropoda; Insecta; Diptera; Drosophilidae. The record is from RefSeq and is a predicted model, not a curated record. The transcript has 2 exons.